Striga hermonthica is the source of this 876-nucleotide messenger RNA. NCBI's taxonomy places the organism in Eukaryota, Viridiplantae, Streptophyta, Magnoliopsida, Lamiales, Orobanchaceae. The record is from the annotation of a GenBank genome assembly.
AUGAAGUGGAACGACGUCGUUAUCAAAAACUACAAAGGCACUUUUCAAGCUUCGUCCUGUGUCUCUCGCAUGGCUGAAGCUAAUAGCCCGACGGUCUCCUCUUCCAAAUCGGACCCAAAUCCGUGCCCGAUUUGUCUUGCAUCAGUCACCGAAGACUCUUAUCUGGACAAAUGUUUCCAUAAAUUUUGCUAUAAUUGCAUCAUAAGAUGGACUGAUGUAGUUGCGAGCAAGCGCUCACGUGCAUCUUCAACACUGGCAUGUCCUUUAUGUAAGACAGAGAACUUGUCCAUUAUUUACGGAUUUGAUGGAACUUCUUUUCAACAGCACUAUAUCUGUAGGAGCUUGAGGAAUAGAGAUUUCUUUUCGAGGGCUCACAGGAAUAGAUUAAAAUGUUACUAUACUGAACCAGGUGACCUAGCCGAUAAACUAUCCGUUUCACGCCAUUGGAAGUUGCGUAAGUAUGUGAAGCAGAAUCAUUUUUUGCCAGUCUGGUUAAGAAGAGAAAUUCAGUCGCUAAUGCAGGUGGAGGACGUGGAUGUUAUCGUGCACCACAUACUUGGCGUGAUUGACUCAUUGAUAAGAGAUUGGUCGAAUAAUCCAAGAAUUACAAGUGAAAUGGCACAGAAAGAGUUCAGGGUUUCGGUAUCUGAAGCGGUCAGGCGUUUUUUAACUGGUAGAACAGAAAGGUUUGUGAAUGAGUUGGAGCUUUUCCUUGCUUCAGGCCUAAACAUCGAUGCCUUUGAUAGAGUCUAUGCCGAGCAUUUAGGUUGGGAAAUUCAUGAAAUAAAUGAGGCUGACCGUGUUGAGUCUCCUCUGGAGCAUGUUCCUGCUGUUCCAUGCUUGUACAUCUUUGAUGAAGAUUCUAAUGGAAAUUGA